AUGGAAAAAAACAAUGAGAGUUCUCUGGUGGGUUUUGUACUUUUAGGCUUCUCAGACCACCCUCGCCUGGAGGCUGUGCUCUUUGUAUUUGUCCUUUUCUUUUACCUCUUGACCCUUGUGGGAAAUUUCACCAUCAUCAUCAUCUCAUAUCUGGAUGCUUCUCUUCAUACCCCUAUGUAUUUCUUUCUCAGCAACCUCUCUCUACUGGACCUUUGCUUCACUACUAGCCUUGUACCUCAGACCCUAGUUAACUUUCGAGGACCAGAGAAAACUAUCACUUUUGGUGGUUGUGUGGUACAACUCUAUAUUUCCCUAGCUUUAGGCUCCACUGAGUGUAUCCUUCUGGCUGUAAUGGCCUUGGAUCGCUAUGUUGCUGUCUGCAAACCCCUCCACUAUGUGGUCAUCAUGAAUCCACGGCUAUGCCAGCAGCUGGCAUCCAUUUCCUGGCUCAGUGGAUUGGCCAAUUCCCUGAUUCAUGCUACAUUUACUUUGCAAUUGCCUUUUUGUAACAACCACAGGCUGGAUCAUUUUAUUUGUGAAGUACCAGCUCUCCUCAAGCUGGCUUGUGUAGACACUACCAUCAAUGAGUUAGUGCUUUUUGUUGUUAGUGUUCUGUUUCUGCUAAUCCCCCCAGCACUAAUCCUUAUCUCUUACGGCUUUAUAACUCAAGCAGUGCUGAGAAUCAAGUCAGUGGAGGCAAGGAACAAAGCCUUCAGCACCUGCUCCUCCCAUCUUACAGUGGUGACCAUUUUCUAUGGCACCAUAAUUUACAUGUACCUGCAACCAAGUAACAGUUAUGCUCAGGAUCAAGGCAAGUUCAUCUCACUUUUCUACACUAUGGUGACCCCCACUUUGAAUCCUAUUAUAUAUACUUUAAGAAACAAGGAUGUUAAAGAUGCUCUGAAGAAACUACUUUCAGGAAAACUGUUCUUUUUACAGAUGUGA
Molecule: messenger RNA, 945 nt
Organism: Sus scrofa (pig)
Lineage: Eukaryota; Metazoa; Chordata; Mammalia; Artiodactyla; Suidae
Product: olfactory receptor 2G3
Biological process (GO): G protein-coupled receptor signaling pathway
Cellular component (GO): membrane
Molecular function (GO): G protein-coupled receptor activity; olfactory receptor activity
Source: RefSeq, a predicted model, not a curated record